Messenger RNA from Ectocarpus siliculosus, 1584 nucleotides. The record is from the annotation of a GenBank genome assembly. NCBI's taxonomy places the organism in Eukaryota, Phaeophyceae, Ectocarpales, Ectocarpaceae.
AUGGGAGUCCCAAAGUUUUACAGAUGGAUAUCGGAGCGCUACCCGAAGAUCAACCAGAUCGUCUCGGACUCUACCCUUCUCCCGGAGUUCGACAACCUCUACCUAGACAUGAACGGGAUCCUGCACACGUGCACGCAUCCUAAUGAUGACGGGCUCAGCGCUCAGCUGAGCGAGAGAGACAUCAUCCUGGGAAUCUUCCACUACAUCGACCGCAUCGUGACGCACAUCGUCCGCCCGAGGAGGGUGCUGUACAUGGCCAUCGACGGCGUCGCCCCUCGAGCGAAGAUGAACCAGCAGCGGUCGCGCCGCUUCCGCGCCAGGAAGGACAUGCAGGAGGCCAAGCUCAUCGCGGAGUCAAAGGGAGAGGUUGUGGACGAUACGGCUGUCUUCGAUAGCAACUGCAUCACCCCCGGAACGGAGUUCAUGGCCAAAAUUUCCAGGCAUCUCAGGUACUUCGUUCAGAAGAAGAUCACCGAAGACCCUUUGUGGAAAGCUCUUACGGUGACGUUCUCCGGGCACGAGGUGCCCGGAGAAGGGGAGCACAAGAUUAUGGCGUACAUCCGGGAUGAAAGGUCGGCGGGGAGAUUGCCGCCGAACACUAGGCAUUGCAUGUACGGCCAGGACGCGGACCUCAUCCUGCUAGGACUGGUGACGCACGAGCCGCACUUCACACUGCUCAGAGAGGUGGUCAACUUCGGCCAGAACGCCGCCCGAGGCAAGAACGCCUCCAAAGUGGUUGUAAAAACCACCCGGGACGCUCAGUUCCAGCUGCUGCACCUGUCGGUGCUGAGGGAGUACGUGUGGGCGGAAUUCACGCGGGACAUGCCGGAGGAAACGGCGGCCGAGAUGGACAGGGAGCGUGUCGUCGACGACUUUGUUUUCUUGACAUUUCUCGUGGGCAACGACUUCUUGCCGCACAUGCCGUCGCUAGACAUUGGCGAGGAGGCGUUUUCGCUGCUGUUUCAGAUCUACCGCAGCCUCAAGCCCGGGUGGGGGAGCGGUGGCUACCUCACACGCGAGGGUACUAUCGAUUGCGCCGACCGUUUGGAGGCGUUUUUGUCGGAGGUGGGGUCGAGGGAGGACGAGAUUUUCUCGGAGCGCGCGGAGGAGGAGGCCGAGUUUAGGGGUCGCCGCAGGAAGACCAGCAAGCGGUUCGGGCGUGCGGAGGAAGUUCCCAGCGAGGCGGAGAUCGCUCUCGAAGAGGCCAAGCGGCAGAGGUCAUACGAGAAGGCGAUGUUGGACACGAUGGGUUACGUGCCGGAGACAGAGGACGGAGGGAAGGACUACAAGGGGAGGUAUUACUUCGAAAAGUUCGGCAUCACGCCCCUGCACACAGAGAUCCACGACCGGCUUAGAGCCGCCUACGUGGAGGGUUUGCUAUGGUGCCUGGCGUACUACUACCGGGGGUGUGUCAGCUGGGGGUGGUUCUUCCCGUUUCACUACGUGCCCAUGAUCUCCGACCUGUAGGAAGGAACGAUUGGCCAUCGGUGAUCGGUCCUGUGGGAACAAUGCUCCGUCCUCUCGAGGACGCGUGGUCAAUGGUCUAACCUCUAAGGCAUGCACAACAUAAGAGUACGCCCCCCC